Messenger RNA from Effrenium voratum, 439 nucleotides. The record is from the annotation of a GenBank genome assembly. Lineage: Eukaryota; Dinophyceae; Suessiales; Symbiodiniaceae.
UGCCGCUUGAUGCUGUUUGCAACAAGAAGGUCUCGUAGCAUUGAACAGCUCGGACUGAGCAAACUAAGUUCCAUGCCAUCGCAUUGCGCAUCUUUGGAACUUGCCUGGAGCCAUGGGCGCAGCUAGCGUCACCCCGAAAGUCACAAGCCGCGCCUUCUUCGAUGUCAGCAUCGGAGGGAAAGAGACGGGGAGGAUAAUCUUUGGGCUGUAUGGAGAGCACGUGCCAAAGACUGUGGCAAACUUUGAGACCAUGUGCAAGUGUGACAAAGGGCCACCACUGUGCUACAAGGGCUCGCCCUUUCACCGAAUUAUUCCAGGCUUCAUGGUGCAAGGUGGCGACACCACCAGAGGUGACGGAACUGGGGGAGUGUCCAUUUACGGCGGGCGCUUCGAGGAUGAGCAGUCACUUGGAGAGGUCAAUGCUUACUCCCUUGCCUAG